AUGUGGCUGCCUUGCGUACACCUAUUUUCAGUAUUCAGAGGCCACUCGUUCCCAUGCGGUAAGGGGGGAAAGGCGGUAAAACGUGUGCCAAAGAAAGCUUUCUGCGCGAACUUCGGAAGCAAUGCUGCGGUGAUAGGCAGGAGGCGCAUUGUCAACGGGAGAAUGGUAGAGGCUAAACAUCCCAGGCGUCACCGUCCGGAACCAACUAAA
This is a messenger RNA of Opisthorchis viverrini, 210 nucleotides long. RefSeq lists its product as hypothetical. The annotation marks the transcript as partial. The transcript has 2 exons. The record is from RefSeq and is a predicted model, not a curated record. NCBI's taxonomy places the organism in Eukaryota, Metazoa, Platyhelminthes, Trematoda, Opisthorchiida, Opisthorchiidae.